AUGGUUUGGGAUGUUCGGGUGCUGGAGAUAGAAGCUAUUAGCUCUGCCAUAGCUCUUUGGUAUACCAUGCAAGUCUUCUCAGCACGGGAAGCAACAGUGGCUUCAUCACUCCAUUGCUGCACCGAGUGCAGCACCAAUCUUAACCUCAACGUUGCACACCUGUACCGCAACAAGGGCACUCUUUCCUUCUCUUCCGUGGAUGCCACCCAGUUCAGAUUUGGGAAGGAGGACAAGAUUAGCCCAUUUUUUGAGACCCUCGAUUACUGGAGAAUCCAGAGGAAGAAGAGCAAGAUCAAGUGCAAUGCUUACGACCGAUUGCUGGGCUAUAUUUAUGACGAUGGGCCACCUCUCACUAACAGUCUUGGCCAGUUCCAUUUUGGAUCGAGCCAGGUCAUCCCUCGGCCCUCUCGUUAUUGCUUCAAGACCAAGGCUUUUCGAAUCUCCUCCCAGACGUGA
This is a messenger RNA of Carica papaya (papaya), 456 nucleotides long. Lineage: Eukaryota; Viridiplantae; Streptophyta; Magnoliopsida; Brassicales; Caricaceae. The record is from RefSeq and is a predicted model, not a curated record.